AUGUCGAGUGCUCGGAAUUUCUCAACUGUCCUGCGACGGGUUCGCGUGCCCAAACCCCGCCCUUCGAUCCGUCUUAUUACCGCUGCCCCUCGCGCCCCGACCGUGAAUGCGACCCGCGCUUUCAGCGUCUCCGCCCCCGUCAAGGCCACCAAGGAGGUCAAGUACACCACGAACGCCUACCCCGACCUCAAACGCGACCCGAAAUUCGCCGAGAUCACCGCCGAGGAUGUCCAAGUCUUCAAGGACCUGCUGGGUGCCCCGUCUGCCGUCAUCGAUGGCGUGACGGCCGACGCGGCCGACGAUAUCGAGCCCUUCAACGGCGACUGGAUGCGCAAGUACCGCGGACACACGAGGCUGGUGCUGAAGCCGCAGAACGCCCAGGAGCUUAGCAAGGUGCUGAAACACUGCAAUGAGCGGAAGCUGGCGGUUGUGCCGCAGGGAGGAAAUACUGGAUUGGUGGGCGGGUCGGUGCCCGUAUUCGAUGAGAUCGUGAUCAACACGUCGCGCAUGAACAAGAUCCGCUCGUUCGACGAGGCCUCGGGCGUCUUGGUUGCCGAUGCCGGUGUCAUUCUCGAAGUGGCGGACCAGCAUCUGGCGCAGAAAGACCACCUCUUCCCGCUGGAUCUGGGCGCCAAGGGAUCUUGCCAUAUCGGUGGCAAUGUGGCUACGAAUGCGGGCGGUCUGCGUCUGCUUCGCUACGGCAGUCUGCAUGGCAAUGUGCUGGGUCUGGAGGCGGUCUUGCCGGACGGCACGAUUGUGGAUUCGUUGUCCACCUUGCGCAAGAACAACACCGGGUACGACCUGAAGCAGCUUUUCGUGGGUGCUGAGGGUACCAUCGGUAUCAUCACCGCCGUUUCCAUUCUGUGCCCGCCCCGCCCGAAGGCCGUGAAUGUGGCCUACUUCGGUCUGGAGAGCUUCGAGCAGGUCCGCCAGGCGUUCAAGGAGGCCAAGGGCCAGCUGUCCGAGAUUCUCUCCGCUUUCGAGCUGAUGGAUGGCCGCAGCCAGAAGCUGGUCCACGAGUCCACCGGCAACAAGUAUCCCCUUGAAGGCGAGUACCCCUUCUACUGCGUCGUGGAGACCAGCGGAUCGAACCCCGACCACGACAUGGAGAAACUGGAGACCUUCCUGGAAUCCGUGAUGGGCGAGGGCAUCGUUGCCGACGGAGUGUUGGCCCAGGACGAGACCCAGUUUCAGUCGAUCUGGCGCUGGCGUGAGGGCAUCACGGAGGCCCUGAGCCACCUGGGCGGCACCUACAAGUACGACGUCUCUAUCCCUCUUCCCGAGCUGUACCAGCUGGUUGAUGACUGCCGGGAACGGUUGACGAAGCUUGGAUUCGUCGGUGACGACGACUCAUUCCCCGUGCGGGCUGUCGUGGGAUAUGGCCACAUGGGUGACUCGAACCUGCACUUGAACAUUGCCGUUCGCCAGUACAGCAAGGAUGUCGAGAAGGCCAUUGAGCCCUGGGUCUACGAGUGGAUUCAGAAGCGCAACGGUAGUAUCAGUGCCGAGCAUGGCCUGGGUCUCGCCAAGAAGGAGUUUAUUGGCUACAGUCAGAACGAGACCAUGGUGAAGCUGAUGAAGCAGUUGAAGAACUUGUAUGAUCCGAACGGUAUCAUGAACCCCUACAAGUACAUUUAG
Molecule: messenger RNA, 1638 nt
Organism: Aspergillus affinis
Lineage: Eukaryota; Fungi; Ascomycota; Eurotiomycetes; Eurotiales; Aspergillaceae
Product: FAD-binding oxidoreductase
Exons: 2
Coding region: 1-1638 (545 amino acids)
Cellular component (GO): mitochondrion
Molecular function (GO): FAD binding; catalytic activity
Source: RefSeq, a predicted model, not a curated record